GGGAGUGAUAUUUUGAUAUGUGUAUGUUAUCGAAAAUAAUUUAUAUCCCGCUAGAAAAUUAGGUAAAAUUCCUAAUGUACGAUGCUUGGAAUCAGUUAACUUUAUUUUUGUUAGGCUAGUGUUCUUUGAUUCCGGUGACCUUGUAAAUAAAGUACAUCAUAAACAGAUAUGUGAUUAUAAUUGUAAUUAUUAUCACGCCACAUUCUUUCAAAAAGAAAUGAAGUGAUACUUUGGAUUAUUUUUAGAAAUCUUUAUGAUCUUACACGUGGCAAGUGUAAACUAAUUCAGUGAAAAAACUAUAUAAAUACUCAUUCUUAUUUGCUCACACGUUUACGGUAAAAAAGAAGAAGAAGAAGGUUAUGAUGAUGAAGUUCUGCGUACUGCUGUUUAUUGUCCAAGUGUUCACAAUGUUCAUCAAGCCAAGCGAAGGAGGUGGAGAAAGCGACAAAAACACAUUAUCCAUACCAAAAGGACCACAAUAUUUCAAAAGUAAAAACCAUGAAUAUGAUGCGAUAUAUUAUAUUCUAAACGAUAAUUGGAAGCCGUUCAGUAAAAAUUUCAGGAAUUAUUUAGAAAAGUGCAAAGUUGCACUCGGAGUUCAGUAAAUUCAGUAAAGUGAGUGAAAUUAAGUGUAUCUAUAUUACGCCAGUUCUCUUAGGCUUAAAUUCGGAGGAAACAAUUUGAUCUAAGUAAAAACAUAGCAUGAAAGGGCCACAUUAUUUCCUCCAAUUACUUUGUGAACAAACACGUGAAUAACAUGCAGGCAAAUAUACCACAUUCGAAAACAAUCAGAGAAACUGUUGGUGAAUAUAUGAGUAGACAAGUGUCACCAUGCAACUACAAAUAUGCAGCUGAUAAAAUGAAAAUAGACAGGAUUAUCUUGUGCGCACUAUUUAACAUGUACAUAAAUAAUAAUUUUAUCAUUUUGAAAAUAAGUCAAAAUAUGCUUUCAUCUCCAUGAAUGUAGUGUCAAAGUGUAUUCUAUCGAAAUGUGUUGACUAAGUAUAUUUGAAUAUAUUACAGAGAGUGAAGUUACAUUCACGCGAUAAUGUUUCAACCCACGUGACAUCAACAAAUUGAUGGAUACUGACACGAGUAAAUGGAAAGAAUAAAUAAAGUAAAGUAGGGCAGAUGCAACAGAAAUAGGCAUCACAGUGUGACAACUUUCAUAUGUUCAAUAUGAGAAUACAGGUAAGAUGUGAAAUAACAUUCACCACCUCCCGACUGAAUUCAAAAUGUGGCUUUCGGAAUAGAUGGGAGAAGCGCUAAUCACUGCGCCUAGAACGGAACACCUGAUCUCUGUGUUGAUUGCGAUGCAGUUGAUUUGUGGAAGUCAAUUCGCUGGAGACCAGAAUUCAAAUGCAUCUGCCACAUAGUCUGACCAGAAACCCGUGUUGCACUCCACAGUCAGCAUACUGUCAGACGUGAUUGUAAUCACUGCUGGAUUGUCAUGUAUUUCUCAAGCACAGACGUCACCUCCUGCAGUCGAGAAUAACGCUUUCUGUCUUCUUUCAUGCUCACUCUCUCGUUCAGUUUGUUAGUGGGCAAUCGCGCUUAUUGGAAAUAUUUGCAAUCAUCACAAUGACUGUUAGCGUCGUAUUGGUUUCUGAACAGACUGUUUGAAUUCACCAUUCAUAAAUCAAUUCAAUAUGUGUUCAGAACCCGUCUGCAUAUGCACAAGAAAUUGAACAAACCUUUUGCUAUGACACCAGUUACCGUUCAUAUGACGUGGUCUUCACUCUACUGGUUUGACCUCCUGAAGUCUCUGUGUAAUCUCUUCUUCCUCGAUCGUAGGAAUAUUUUUGUAAUUUCGUCGAUUCUAUUUUUGUAUUUCAAGUUUUCCUCAAAAAUGUGCUUCUCGCUGUCUUUCUCCAGUUCAGUAAAUUCAGUAAAGUGAGUGAAAUUAAGUGUAUCUAUAUUACGCCAGUUCUCUUAGGCUUAAAUUCGGAGGAAACAAUUUGAUCUAAGUAAAAACAUAGCAUGAAAGGGCCACAUUAUUUCCUCCAAUUACUUUGUGAACAAACACGUGAAUAACAUGCAGGCAAAUAUACCACAUUCGAAAACAAUCAGAGAAACUGUUGGUGAAUAUAUGAGUAGACAAGUGUCACCAUGCAACUACAAAUAUGCAGCUGAUAAAAUGAAAAUAGACAGGAUUAUCUUGUGCGCACUAUUUAACAUGUACAUAAAUAAUAAUUUUAUCAUUUUGAAAAUAAGUCAAAAUAUGCUUUCAUCUCCAUGAAUGUAGUGUCAAAGUGUAUUCUAUCGAAAUGUGUUGACUAAGUAUAUUUGAAUAUAUUACAGAGAGUGAAGUUACAUUCACGCGAUAAUGUUUCAACCCACGUGACAUCAACAAAUUGAUGGAUACUGACACGAGUAAAUGGAAAGAAUAAAUAAAGUAAAGUAGGGCAGAUGCAACAGAAAUAUGCAUCACAGUGUGACAACUUUCAUAUGUUCAAUAUGAGAAUACAGGUAAGAUGUGAAAUAACAUUCACCACCUCCCGACUGAAUUCAAAAUGUGGCUUUCGGAAUAGAUGGGAGAAGCGCUAAUCACUGCGCCUAGAACGGAACACCUGAUCUCUGUGUUGAUUACGAUGCAGUUGAUUUGUGGAAGUCAAUUCGCUGGAGACCAGUAUUCUGAUGCCUCUUUCACUUAGUUUGAUUGGAAAACAUUUUUUCAUUUCGUGUUUUUGAUUAUUGUGAUGUAUAUUUUCUUAGUGUUUGUCUUUUUUUUGGAUAUUUUCUUGAUUAUUUUGAAUUUUGGUAUUAUUUCUGAUUUGUUGUUUGCUCUUUGGGUUUUUCUAUACGUAGUAUUUUUAAUAUGUUUCGCUUAUUCAUCUUUUUUCGCUUUUCUUUUCGGAUUUUGAUUCUCAAUUCUAAUCUAAGAUUAUAUUCAUUCGUUUACUGUAAUACUUUCCAACCAUUCCAUCAAUUGUUGGUUUCAUUGAAUAUUUCAAUUAUACUUCACUCUUCGGUGUAUCAGAAACUUUACAUGUGUAAUUUUUUAUUUAAGUUUGUUUAACUUCUUCAUCUAUUAUCAAAUUAAUGCGGCUUUAUCUACAUUCAUAUCUUGUUUGAUUUGUAGAAAUCCGUUGGGAGUGGCUUCGUUUUAUCUCCGCGUUGCAAUUACUGAUUCACUCAGUUUCUUGCAUUAUGCCGAAGGAGAAAUACACUCAUAAGUUCUUUUACACAACAAAUUAAUACAAAUGUUUUCAAUUUCUUUUAAACCAUGUAGUUGUAGUUUCUGUAAUUUUAAAUGUUCAAUAAAUUUCUUUUCAAAGAUAACUAAUAAAUCACAAUAUUUCACAAUCC
This is a messenger RNA of Trichobilharzia regenti, 3309 nucleotides long. NCBI's taxonomy places the organism in Eukaryota, Metazoa, Platyhelminthes, Trematoda, Strigeidida, Schistosomatidae. The record is from the annotation of a GenBank genome assembly.